Messenger RNA from Penicillium bovifimosum, 1572 nucleotides. RefSeq names its product putative MFS multidrug transporter. Gene Ontology annotation, cellular component: membrane. NCBI's taxonomy places the organism in Eukaryota, Fungi, Ascomycota, Eurotiomycetes, Eurotiales, Aspergillaceae. The transcript has 3 exons. The record is from RefSeq and is a predicted model, not a curated record. Bases 1 to 1572 code for a protein of 523 amino acids. Gene Ontology annotation, molecular function: transmembrane transporter activity. Gene Ontology annotation, biological process: transmembrane transport.
AUGGGAGCGCCAGAGGCUCCUGGGCCGAACGAUGAGGCUAUGCCACAUGGCUCAGAGCAGACCAGAGAAAAUGAAGAUACUCUCGAUCUAGAGAAAUUAGGAAGAGAGCGUCCAAAAUGCUUUAGAGGGUUUUGGUCGGAAGUAUGCUUUUGUCUUUCCAUUUUCAUGUCCCAAAUCCUUGCAGAAUACUACAUCUCAGGCUCAAAUGUCCUUCUACCAACGCUCGUCAAGCAGCUUGAUCUACCCGAAGCUUCAGCGAUAUGGCCGUCUACCGCCCUGUCGCUGGUUGUCACCUCGACGCUACUCAUCUUUGGCAGAUUAACUGACAUGUACGGUGGAUAUCUCAUCUACAGCGGCGGAGCUAUUUGGCUCACGAUAUCCUCCAUCUUAUGCGGUGUCUCCCAGACAUGGUUGAUGCUGAUCAUUUGCCGAGCGUUGCAGGGCUUUGCUUUAGCCGCUUUUCUUCCAUCUGGCAUCAUGAUUCUUGGCAGCACUUACCGACCAGGGCCUAGAAAGAACGUCGUCUUCAGUAUCUACGGCGCAUGUGCGGCGUUGGGAUUCUUUGUCGGCAUUUUUUUCUCGGGACUUUGUGGUGAAUAUCUCACCUGGAGAUGGUAUUUCUUUUUCGGGGCUAUUCUCUCUGCUAUCACGGCCGCUCUGUCGCUGUUCUCCAUUCCUCGCGACUAUGCUGAGAAGAAGAGCAGCGGAGUUAAGAUGGAUUGGCCCGGCGCAUGUCUCUCCAUCCCCGCAGCAGUGUUCAUUGUGUUCGCUAUUGCGGACAGUUCAUAUGCUCCUCAAGGAUGGAGAACGCCAUACAUCCCGGUUUUCUUCGUCCUUGGCAUGAUUCUCCUAGGCGCCAUGGUUUACGUCGAAGGAUGGGUUGUUGAGAACCCUUUGCUUCCUGGCGACAUAUUCAGAAUCAAGUACAUGCUGCCUCUGGUUGUCGCUUUGCUCUUCUUGUACGGCACAUUGGGUAUAUUCCUACUCUACGCUGUUCUUUACAUGUCUGAGAUAAUGGGAGCAUCACCAAUGCAAAUUGUCGCUUGGGCUGUGCCUAUGGCAGUCGGCGGUCUCAUCCUCUCCGUCGCGGGAGGACUGAUCUUCCACAAAGUCCCAGGAACACUCCUGAUGCUGAUAUCAUGUCUUGGCUAUGUGGGAUCUGGAUUAUUGUUUGCUGUCAUUCCUCUUGGUGGGAACUACUGGGCUUUCGUGUUCCCGGCCAUGAUCUGCGGCACAGUCGGCAUUGACAUCAGCUUCAACGUCACGAAUGUUUUCAUCACGACGAACCUACCAAAUGCGAGGCAAGGUCUGGCUGGUGCGUUGAUUAAUUGUACUUUGCAUAUGGGAAUUGCUGUUAUGCUUGGUUUUGCGGACAUUGUUCAGACACAGACACUUGAUCAGGGUACUCGACGCAGCUACAAGGCCGUCUUCUGGUACCAGACAGGACUUGCGAUACUGGGAACUCUUAUUAUUGCCUUUUUUGUGCGGAUACGAGAAGCUAAGAGUGAGCUCACGCUGGACGAGAGAGCGGCAAUGGCGGCUGCGCGAUCGGAGAGAGUUGGCGAGGUCUAG